AUGAGCGAAAGCAUUCCCGGCCGCAAGCAUUCGUCUCGUUCAAGAUCAGGUGGUGCAGAUUUAAAAAGGAAACGCCAAAACAGCACCGCCAGCCAAACAUCGUCAGAGCCUACGCUAAAUUUUACCCCAAUUUCUCACGCUUGGCAUGAGAGUGUCGCAGCCGCUCAGGACACUCGCACAGAAAGCAUCGACGUUGCUCGGAUCGUCUACCAGACACCAGUCAAAACUCUCCUCGCACUCGCAGAGGAUUCCCCUGAUUGUGAGAUAUGGCAUGACUACGUGAGCGUGCCGCAAUGGCGCGCCGAUAUUCAGAAACAGCUCCUGCUUGCUAUUCCAGAAAUAUACAACUACGCCACAAAGACUGUCAUUCACUUGGAUGACGUGAAAUCGGCACAUAUAACUAAUCAGGCCAAAAGCUCACCAUACAACAGAUUCAUAGUCGACUUCACGACGAUAAUCAAAUCAAGAUGGUUCGAUCGGAUGUGGGUUGCCCUGGAAUACAUCCGCAGCAAAGACGUCGUUAUUCUUACAGAGGACUACAUGGUAUGCGAGCACAAUGCAAGGGACUUAUGUCUCCGCCUAGACGCACUGCAUUCGAAAUGGGUGAAGCAGCGAGGUAAUUCUGACGUGACACAAGAGAUAUGGAAGCAGAACACGACCCUCAAAAGGAUGAAUUCAUGGAUAGACAUGGAAGCAUGGAAAAGCGAGAAAGGAAUGUACCGGACCCUUGGAUGGGCUAUUGGGAUAUUGGGCCAUCGGCAGUGUCGACGGUCCAGGGAUUAUUUCCUGGCCCUUGGGAAGAUGUUGGACUUCGCUCCCAUGAAAGAUCCUCUUGUUCUCGUCGAGGAUCGGUUCCAAUACUUUCUAUCUCUCGCUACGCAUGCGCUGCUACUCGGAGACUACACGCCUUUGCUGUUUAUACCACCUUCGUCUGAGAAAAGGGAUAGCCGUGCGCCAUGGCUGCGUGGAUACUCUACAGCAGGUUGGAAAGAUUCAAUUCUCAAAAAUGGCAAAAUCCAACCCACUCUCGAAACGGUGGGUGUCAUUGAGUGGUUUGAAUACUUCGCUUUUGAAGGAGAAGCUCGAUCGGUCAUUGACCACGUCCUAUCCAAGACAGUCAGAGCCCAGGGUCGGGAUCCCAAAGCCCUUUGUGAGGCCAUGGACCGCAUAUUUCCGCUAGACAAGAGGAAAGCGGUGAACAUGAAUUGGAAAGACACUGAACAAGGUCAUGCCGAAGUAUACGACUUGCACAAGAUACAAGGUUUUCUAGAAGAAUACGAGACUUUUCUGGAUACUGAGGUGGAACAAGAAGCAACCGUCAAGAGAUUAGAGGUAGUGGAGAAGAUCAUUGCAGUUUUAAAACUAAAUAAGAGAGGGAGCUAUGAACGGGAGUCACGCCUAGAUAUGGCAGCAGGGGAAGCAGGCUGGUUCCUGAGGGAGUAUGGAAAAGCAAUGGAGGGGAUAAGUCAAGUAAGCUGCAAGAUCUGCGGUCGACGAUUCAUGUUUCGAAUGACCGUAUGGGAAGAACUGAAGCCAGAUGGUGCACAACUCUACAGAAUCCCUGGCCUUUUGUACGAUGAUACUGUGCCGGAGGGUGUUGGGAUCGUGGUCCAAGAGAAUAGGGUUCUCGGCAAAACAAUGUAUGCAACACCUGCUUGUGCGUGUGGUCGGCUGGAGAUGGUUGAGCUUGGCUCAGCAGGGUUGUGA
Messenger RNA from Clonostachys byssicola, 1707 nucleotides. NCBI's taxonomy places the organism in Eukaryota, Fungi, Ascomycota, Sordariomycetes, Hypocreales, Bionectriaceae. The record is from the annotation of a GenBank genome assembly.